AUGGAUCUCAAUGUGGAUGCUCUCGAUGAGUGGCUGCAAAGCCCUCCGCUUCUUACAGUCAACGAUCUGCUGGCAUUUUGGGACGUUCAAGUCAAUGGGCCAAAUUGUCUGCUGGCAUCCAUAGCACUGGAUUCCUUGUCAGUUCCUGCGGCCUCUACAGAUAUUGAGCGCGCCUUCUCUCAGGGUGGGCUCACUGUCUUGAAACACUGUCACUCGCUUAACAAUGAAUCAACGCGAGCAGCUACAGUCAUCAGCUCAUGGGCAGCUGUAAUGUGGCUUAUACCGGAAUAA
Molecule: messenger RNA, 291 nt
Organism: Phanerochaete carnosa HHB-10118-sp
Lineage: Eukaryota; Fungi; Basidiomycota; Agaricomycetes; Polyporales; Phanerochaetaceae
Exons: 2
Coding region: 1-291 (96 amino acids)
Molecular function (GO): protein dimerization activity
Source: RefSeq, a predicted model, not a curated record